Molecule: messenger RNA, 3100 nt
Organism: Pan troglodytes (chimpanzee)
Lineage: Eukaryota; Metazoa; Chordata; Mammalia; Primates; Hominidae
Product: ras-related protein Rab-6C
Exons: 2
Coding region: 323-1087 (254 amino acids)
Molecular function (GO): GTP binding; GTPase activity
Source: RefSeq, a predicted model, not a curated record
GUCUCUGAGCCGGGUGCGGAAGGAGGGAACGGCCCUAGCCUUGGGAAGCCAAAGCACACCCCUGGCUCCUGCCGACACCGCCCUCCUUCCCUUCCCAGCCGCGGGCCUCGCUCGGUGCUCGGCUACUCUGCCGGGAGGCGGCGGCGGCUGCCAGUCUGUGGAGAGUCCUGCUGCCCUCCAGCCGGGCUCCUCCACCGGCCCUUGCAGGGGCGCAGAGAGCUCGGCGCCCGCCCUUCCGCUCGCCUUUUUCGUCAGCCGGCUGGAGCAGCAUCGGUCCGGGAGGUCUCUGGGCUGAGGCGGCGACAGCUCCUCUAGUUCCACCAUGUCCGCGGGCGGAGACCUCGGGAAUCCGCUGAGGAAAUUCAAGCUGGUGUUCCUGGGGGAGCAAAGCGUUGCAAAGACAUCUUUGAUCACCAGAUUCAUGUAUGACAGUUUUGACAACACCUAUCAGGCAACAAUUGGCAUUGACUUUUUAUCAAAAACUAUGUACUUGGAGGAUGGAACAAUCGGGCUUCGGCUGUGGGAUACGGCGGGUCAGGAACGUCUCCGUAGCCUCAUUCCCAGGUACAUCCGUGAUUCUGCUGCAGCUGUAGUAGUUUACGAUAUCACAAAUGUUAACUCAUUCCAGCAAACUACAAAGUGGAUUGAUGAUGUCAGAACAGAAAGAGGAAGUGAUGUUAUCAUCACUCUAGUAGGAAAUAGAACAGAUCUUGCUGACAAGAGGCAAGUGUCAAUUGAGGAGGGAGAGAGGAAAGCCAAAGGGCUGAAUGUUAGGUUUAUUGAAACUAGGGCAAAAGCUGGAUACAAUGUAAAGCAGCUCUUUCGACGUGUAGCAGCAGCUUCGCCGGGAAUGGAAAGCACACAGGACAGAAGCAGAGAAGACAUGAGUGACAUAAAACUGGAAAAGCCUCAGGAGCAACCAGUCAGCGAAGGGGGUUGUUCCUGCUACUCUCCCAUGUCAUCUUCAACCCUUCCUCAGAAGCCCCCUUACUCUUUCAUUGACUGCAGUGUGAAUAUUGGCUUGAACCUUUUCCCUUCAUUAAUAACGUUUUGCAAUUCAUCAUUGCUCCCUGUCUCAUGGAGAUGAUCUAUUAGCUUCACAAGCACAAAAAAAGUCAGCGUCUUCAUUAUUUAUAUUUUCUUAACUUUUUUUCUUUUUUAAUGUUAUGAUAAUGUACUUCAAAAUGAUGGAAAUCUCAACAGUAUGAGUAUGGCUUGGUUAACGAGCAGUAUGUUCACAGCCUGCUUUAUCUCUCCUUGCUUUUCUCACCUCUCCCUUACCCCGUUCCCUAUUUCCGUGUUCUUACCUAGCCUCCCCCCACUUCCUCAAAACAAACAGGAGAUGGCAAAGCAGCAGUCCGACCAAGCCCACUGGAAUUAUCCUUUAAUUUUACAGAUACCACUUGCUGUAGGCUGUGGACCAAGAUGUCCAGAAUUAUUCUUGAGCACUGAUAUAAAUUACUUAGAUCUUCUUUGAGGUCAGAAUUCAGCGAUCACGGUAGGCAGUGCUUGAAUGAGAAAAGCCUCCUGGUGCAUCUUCAAAAUGAGUCCUAAAGAACAUACUGAGUACUUAUAAGUAGCAGAACAUAAAAUGUAUUUCUGACUAAAACGAAUGGUCCUUUCACAUGUGCUUUAUUAGACUCUGGGAGAGAAAAUUAACCAAGUGCUUCAGAACAGGUUUUUAGUAUUUACUUCUUCAUGGUAAGAUAAUGAAGUUCUAAUGAACUAUUUCUCCCAAGGUUUUAAAAUUGUCAAGAGUUAUUCUGUUUGUUUAAAAAAUAAGAAACCUCUUUAAGCAAUAGAUUUUGCUUGGGUUUUCUUUUUUAAAAAAAUAAUACUAUGCAGGCAAGACACCGUAAAAGUUUAAUUCCUUCCAGAAGAACCAGUGGAAGAAUUUAAAUUUGGCACUACGAUCAAAACUACUGAAUUAGCAGAAAUAACGAUAUCUAAAGCUUACCAGCAAGAGAACCCUCAGCAGAAUAGCAAAAACUUUGCUCAGGACAUUUGAGGUCAAAUUGAAGAUGGAAAGCGGAAACCAUUUUCUUGUAAGCCCCUAGAGGCAGAUCAGGAAGAAAACUUCGAGUUACAGGUCAGGAAAAGCCUGCGGAAUUUAUGUUGUAAACGUUACUUAACACAGCAUAAAGAUGAAAAGGCAACAAAAAUAUCUUCAUACUUCCUCAUCCCCUCAUUGCAACAAAACCUUAAACUGGGAGAACCUUAGUCCCCUCUCUUUCCUCUUCCUCCUCCACUUCCCACUUAUUGUCACCUUGUAAUAUUCAGAGAGCACUUGGAUUAUGGAUCUGAAUAGAGAAAUGCUUACAGAUAAUCAUUAGCCCACAUACCAGUAACUUACACUUAAAGAUGGGAUGGAGUUAUAAAGUGCUUUUAUAAUACAAUAUAAUUGCUAAAGGCAAGGGUUGACUCUGUUUUAUUUUGACAUGGCAUGUCCUGAAAUAAAUAUUGAUUCACUAUGGCAGAUGGUCAUACUCUUUAUUUGGAAGAAGUUGUGACUUCUGACAUGGGGGUGAUUGUCUUCCUACACUGUUGCAUUUGAUUCUUUUUAUGUAUUUUUUAAAAAGUAAGCAGUUAUACUGCUUUUAAUAUUGAUUGGUCUUUUUAUUUGGCUUGGAGUUCUUCAAAGCAGUGAAGUGUGUUCAUAGUCCAGAUUUUUUUUUAGUAAACACAAUUUUGCUGCCAAAAAUAUAUAAAUAAAACACAAAAGAAAACAAAAAUUAAAAAAUGUUGAAAAUAUUAGACCAUCUCCCUUUUUACCACCUUCCCUUUUUACCUUUUACUGCCAUUUACAUCCACACAUCCACACACACAAUGCUAUGCUAUGUUUAAUAGCAUUUCCCUGAUUACCAAUAUUAGGCAUUAUAUAUUGUCUAUUCAUGUUUUCAUAUUUUGUAUAAUGUCUAUAUCCUUUGUUCAUUAAAUUGUGUUAUUUGUAUUAUUCUUUAUAUAUUAUUCUUUAACACAUUGCUGUUUAUAUGUUGGUUAUAUUUUACAUUUUCUUCUAGUUUAUGGGAAGUCUUUUUCUUUUCCUAAGACAAUCUAUUGAUAAAUAUAAGCUGUGAAUAUUAAAGUUAUAAUUAAAGUU